CUGAGCUGAAGGAUCGAUCAAUCGAUUCUUGACUCGACAGAAGAUUCGGCCCAGAAAUUGGGAAGGCGCACGUAACAUGGCGGGUCCUCUUCAGCGGACGGAUCGCGCGGCUGCACAUUUCUCCCCAGAAAUUCGUGCACCACCUUGUGAUGCGUGUUUUGAAGGCUCCGGAUGCACAGCUCAGCUGUCAGCUCGCUGCGAGCUAACCCAUCCGUGCUCAUCCCCUUCGAUUUCGUGAACAGAAUUUGCAUUGCAUUGCAGUUGUAGACCGAUCCAUCGAUCGAGUAGGACUCACGGCCUCCGAGGCGAGGAGCUAUGACAGGCCCACGACAAAUUGUCUUUCAUAGAAACUGUCAGUCGAAUGACUGCUGACUGCGUCUGCGACGACGAGUCUGCACGAAGACUACCAGUGAUGACGGGAGGACGGGAAGGAGCUGAAUCGUAGACGAGUAGAAAUCGGUGGGUCUCGAUGGCGAGUCCACCGAGGAAGAAGGGGUGUCCGGCGAUCAUGCUGAGUCUGACUUGUGCCAUAAUCGCGUUCUGUAUCGUGGGAUGGCACAAUGCGGAGGUCCUCGGAACUUUGUGCGCCCUUCCUACACCCGAGCGGCCGAGGUUCGAGCCACAGGCGGCGCAAACAUCAGACGGGAAGUGCAACUGCACGCUGGAAUACGAUGCUUCCAGCGGCGCCAUCAGACCCAAUGUGAGCUGCAGCUGUACCGAGGAUGCCUGCUCUCCCAUCGUGACGGAGAAGAUCGUCGUGCGCCAGGAGAUGCCUCCGAUCGCAGACAUGGUGCGAGAGAUCGUCAAGGAGGUGGCCAAGUCAGGCAACCUCUCGUCCGUCGAUGAAUCGGCGGACUCGGGCUCUGGGAAGAAAACGCCGAGGAAGAGCGAGAGUGCGGAGGACCGGCCCGAUCCUCCCCCAGAGAAGCCCAUCGUGAUCGAGCACAAGCCCUGGUUCGUGGAGAAUAGAACAUGGCACUACCCGAUGCGCUUGCCGAGGUGCUCCAUGGACGCGUGCUUCAAUUUCUCUCGAUGUGACGGCGUGGACGAGCUCAAGAUCUUCGUGUACGACUUGCCCAGCCCUCCGGUCCGAUACUUCUCCAAGAUCAACGACACCAAGUUCUUCACCGGCGACCCGGACCGAGCGUGCCUCUUCUUCGUCUUCCUCGAUGCCCCGGGGCCUUGGAAUCCCCACCCCAAAGAGCUCGCGCACUGGAACGGCGGAUUGAACCACGUUCUGGUGAGCUUCGCGGACAUGUGGAAGCAGAAAGGCCCGCCGCAAGAAACCAUCGGCAUGGCGUCGAUCAUGGUCUCGGACAUGCACGAGACCACGUACAGGGCGGGCUUCGACAUCAGCAUUCCUCUGCCGGCGAACUACCAUCUGCACGAGUUUCUGGAGCUGCGGCCGUUCGAGAGAAAAUACUUCCUCACCUUCCGAGGCUUGCGGUACCUGGGGCACUCGGGCGAGGGGGUGUUCCGAAGCCACGACUCUUUCCGCAAUCUUCACAACGGCGACGACGUGAUCGUCGCCACCUCGUGCAAGCACUUCAUCAACGAUCUGAACCGGGAAAAAGAGCCGGCUCUGGGUGCCCACUGCGACGACGACGAGAAGAUCCACGCCAACACGACCUUCAAUGAUCUCAUGAACUCCACCUUCGGCCUGGUGCCGGCCGGAAUCCAGCCGGCCUCGUACAGGUUCAUCGAGGUGCUGAGCGCAGGCUCCGUACCCGUGCUCAUUGCUGACAAUUACGUCAAGCCCUUCGACACUCUCAUUCACUGGCACAAGUGCCUGAUUCAGUUUCCCACCACGGAGAUGCACAGGAUCGUAGGCUCUCUUCGUGCAAUCCCCAGGGAACAUGUAGCCAUACGACAGCAGAACUGUCUCACAAUCUAUCAGGAGUUUCUUAAAGACGACUCCACGCUCAUGAAAUCCUCCAUUCGUGCUCUGAAGGCGAGAUUUAUGGGCGUGUUCCCGGCACUAGCAGAGUUGACGUAGGUUUCGUCUGUCCCGGUGAGUAGGAUAGAAUCGUCCGCUUCACUUGAAGCGGACUCCAUCGGCAUGUUUGGGCUACGAGCUUCUCCUACAGCUCUGCAGCUCAGUCCUACACUCCUUACACACUUGCCGUAUGCGUAGCGAGGUUUCACCGGUCUCGAAAACCCGAGUCCACAAGGCUACGCAUGUGCAUGAGAUUGUACAUUUACUGCUCGUCUCAGACAAGUUCGGACGAGAAAGGCUUUACCAUAGUGUUGGGAUCAUUUGACACGAAGUCUGUGCGACAUAUAAAUCACCAAUCGAGAUUUGUUUACGUAGGAAAGCAUAAAUUAAACUGCAUCUGAACUGUAAACGACAACCUCAAUCACCUCGGCCCCUUUCACUUUCUGUCGAUGAUAAGGUUUUUGUUGAAAAAUUCCGUGAUUUGUUCCUUCGUCGAUGGGCAAUGGCACAUGCCGUCACUAUAACAUAUCAUCUGGUUCUUAGAAAGCUAACUUCGACUAACUCCCGUCUGUGAAGAGCUACGAUUGUGUAAAGCGACGUGCGACAUCAAGCUACUACCUAAUGCUGAA
Messenger RNA from Marchantia polymorpha subsp. ruderalis, 2565 nucleotides. The record is from the annotation of a GenBank genome assembly. Lineage: Eukaryota; Viridiplantae; Streptophyta; Marchantiopsida; Marchantiales; Marchantiaceae.